Eimeria necatrix is the source of this 1419-nucleotide messenger RNA. RefSeq lists its product as hypothetical. The record is from RefSeq and is a predicted model, not a curated record. Bases 1 to 1419 code for a protein of 472 amino acids. The transcript has a single exon. Lineage: Eukaryota; Apicomplexa; Conoidasida; Eucoccidiorida; Eimeriidae.
AUGAGGCUCCUGCGAGCAGCAGCAAACUUGCUGCUGGGGGCCCUGGCCGUGGGCCUCGCGGGCCUGGGGGCCCCCGGGGGCCCCGGGGGCCCCGGGGGCCCCGGGGGCCCCGGGGGCCCCGGGGGGCCCCUGUGCCUGGCGCUGGCGGCGCAGCGGGGGCGGCUGGGGGGCAGCAGCGGGCCCGAGGGAAGUGACCCUGAGGCCAUUCAAAGAGCAGCAGAUUCGGAGUCUUCUGCAGCAGGAUAUUCUUCUGCUGCUUCCGACACAGAGAGCAGCAGCAAAGGAGCAGCUUCUAGAAAAGAAAAGAAAAAAAAAAGAACAAAAAAACUCAAAAAAAAAAUAAAAAAGGCCAUCGGGUCCCCCAGAUUCCUUGUCCGCAGGCGCAAGGGAGGAGCCAGUCUUGAAGCUCUGCCGGCGGUGGGAUCGGGAUCGGGAUCGGGAUCGGGAUCGGGAUCGGGAUCGGUGUCUUCGCUGGACGCUGCGGGGCCCCACAGAUCCCAGGAGAAGCUGGGGAUCGGGGAUCGGGGGAUCCCAGGAUCCUACACUCCCCUCGAAACUCCUUCUCCAGAGCCUCGACUGACUCCAACUGCCCCCCCCCUCCCUCCCGAGGAGUUUACUGUUCCAGUUCAAGUUCACCACGGCCAAGACCACGACUCGGGGGCCCCCGGGGCCCCCGGGGCCCACGGGGCCCAUGGGGACCACGGCGAGCACGGGAGCCCCCACGGAAGUCCCCAUGGGGGCCCCCACGGGGGCCCCCACGGGGGCCCCCACGGGGGCCCCCACGGGGGCCCCCACGGGGGCCCCCACGGGGGGCCCCAUGGGGGGCCCCAUGGGGGCCCCCAUGGGGAGGAAAAGCGGCCUCCUCCCCCCCCCUAUUCUCCGCCGCCACCCUACAGGCCCCCCAGGCCCUCUUCGCCGCCCCCCCCGUACUCCGACGGGGGCCCCCAAGAUGCCCCGCAGCAGCAGCAUGGGGGGCCCCCCGAGCCCCACGGCCACGAGGGGGGCCCCCCCCACGGCGAGCAUGCAGCCUCGGACCACUCGGAGGCCCACGGGGGCCCCCAUGGGGGCCCCCAUGGGGGCCCCCAUGGGGGCCCCCAUGGGGGGCCCCAUGGGGGGCCCCAUGGGGGGCCCCCAGUGCCCAUGCCCAGGACCAUACGGAGACCCGUGCAGCAGCACGGAGGUGCAGCAGAGCAGGGGCAGCAGCAUGGACCGCAGCAGCAUGACCAGUGGACCACUCCGCAGCAGCCCCCAGUACCCCUCCAGCGGCGGCUGCCACCCAGGACCUCCCAGGGGGCCCCCAUGGCCCACGGGGGGCCCCCCGGGGGGCCCCCCGGGGGCCCCGGAAGCAGAGGCCCGCCGCCUAAGCCGCCCCGGAGGAGCAAGCCCCCUCCCCCCGCGGCUCCAGAAGGGCAGCAGUAG